AAUCAAAACAAUCGAUGAAACUCAGUUCGCUUGCAACAACAGGGAAAAUUGGCAUCGUGAAACUAUUAGCGUAUUGUCGCAACAUGAAAGCCCGAGGCCAACAUUGAUAACGGAAUACUGCAUUGAAGAAGUACACAAGGUCAAUAAGAAAACACCACUAGACGAAAUCAAUAGUUCCCAGACUGUGACGAGCAGACAUUUGUAAAAAAAUCUCGUUCGUGUCCAAGAGAUAGCGUGUUGUGAGUGUUAAUACGUCCCAUAAAAACGUGCAUUUAAUACGGCCCGCGAUCCGCUGGCUUGUGCGCCGUAGUUGAUGAGUACUAUCAAAUACUGGUUGUUGGUAGCUUUCCGGCUGUUUACGCAUUUUUUCAUUUGACAAUUUAACCGCAUCGGGCAGCUAACGCUCGCUAGUGCCGCAACAGCUACUAGCAGCUCCAGCUUCUCGGCAGUCGUUUCCACCAGCAGUAACGCUCGUGAUUGUCCAUCGGUGGAGGUGGUUUGCGAAUCGCAUCAUCAAUCUCAGCAGCUACAGCACCAUCACCAUAGCACCAAUCACCCGGAGCGGUGCAGAGUGAACUGUGAUAAGAGCGCCAUUGCAGGAAGUAAAAUGCUAGAUCUCGAUCGUCAUCCGCUGCCGGAUCAGCUUGGCUAUCUGGUUCUGUCCGAAGAUGGGUCCGUACACGCUUCGGGCGGCGAGUUGGAGAAUGAUGAACGUAGUGCAAAUAUCAUCAGCAAUUUGCUGACUCUCACCGAGAGUGUGGAUCCAGCCAACUUCAAAGCGCGCUCUUGCCGGAAAAUAUCAAUCGUGUUCACCGACCAUAGUUACACCAUAUGCCUUUCAAACAAGCGUAUCUACGUGAUCAAGAAGCGAAAUCGGGUAGACGCGAAUACCAACAACGGCAUGGAACCGGAUAAUCAUUCAAUUAUUGCAUAAUUCUUUACGCAAAUAUCGGAAUAAAGUAAAUGAUCGAAUGCUUUUGAGGAGAUUUACA
Messenger RNA from Anopheles coustani, 992 nucleotides. It is a transcript of the gene Lamtor4, whose product is annotated as ragulator complex protein LAMTOR4 homolog. The transcript has 3 exons. Bases 608 to 934 code for a protein of 108 amino acids. Lineage: Eukaryota; Metazoa; Arthropoda; Insecta; Diptera; Culicidae. Gene Ontology annotation, molecular function: guanyl-nucleotide exchange factor activity. The record is from RefSeq and is a predicted model, not a curated record. Gene Ontology annotation, biological process: cellular response to amino acid stimulus; positive regulation of TOR signaling. Gene Ontology annotation, cellular component: lysosome; Ragulator complex.